This is a messenger RNA of Nematocida parisii ERTm1, 1671 nucleotides long. RefSeq lists its product as uncharacterized. The coding region runs from base 1 to 1671 and encodes 556 amino acids. NCBI's taxonomy places the organism in Eukaryota, Fungi, Microsporidia. The record is from RefSeq and is a predicted model, not a curated record. The transcript has a single exon.
AUGCUUAACACAAGAAAGGUUUUAGAUAUGCCAGAGCUAAAUAGACAGUUGCCUAAUAUUGAGUGCUGGAUAGGAGAAUUGUGUGAUGUAGGAAGCGAUCUUGCCUUCUAUGCAGGAAAGAAACUCUUGAAUUAUAUAAAGGAACACUCAGCAGAAUAUCCAAAAACUGCAGAAGAACAAAAUCAGCUAUUUACUUCUGUGUUUAUUACACCACUGAAUUCUGUCAUGGAGGAUGUUUUCAAAGAAAGAAAUGAAAAAAAAUUACUGAAAUUGCCUAAUGACACUACAGAGAAAGCCAAAAUAAUUAUGACAAAUUUGUAUAUUGACUGGAUAAGCAAUAUACAAUCUGGGAAAUACACAGAUGAGGAAAGAAAUACAGAUAGGUGCAUAUUUGAUAGUGUGAAAGAGGUAUACCCAGCCACAAUAGCUGCAGUUAUUACAUGGAUGGAGAGUCAAGUGUUCAGCCCAGCUUUCAGAUUGGCUGAUGUGAACAAGCUAGAUAUUCUUGAUAUAAAAGAGUUAGAUGACAAAAUGAACGAUACUAAAAGCAACAUAUUCAAUAUGUUUACAGAUGAUUCAUACGAGAUAGCAAAGAAACUAAACUAUCCAUUUGAGCUAUUACUGCCUAGAGUAAAGAAAGCUGAACUUAUGCCGAAAAUAAUACCCAGCAGGAAAGCCAAAUCGAAUGAAAUAUUCUAUAAAAUCCAAAAACUCGAUAUAAUUAUUGAGUCCAGAAGAGAAUAUUCUAAGAAUCAGAGCAAUGAAUUGGAAUCUAACAUUAAUCAACACAGCAAUAUUGAUGGCAUAAACAAUACAGAGUUCCAGGUAAACACAGCAGAUAUCGUGCCCAUGGUAUUCCAAGAUGAUAGUGUUUUGUUAUUACCUAUACCAGAAACAGAGCAAUUUGUUGAGGAAAAUACUCCAAUCAGUCCAGUUGAACACCAUUCAGAUAAUGAUGUAGGCGAUCAUUGGGAUAAUUCAAGAAAUCAGCCCAUGGGUUCAUCCCAGUUAGAUACUGCUGAUGUUUUAGAUACGAAAUUGCCAGGCUGGGAUAUAAAACUAGAAUGGAAAACCUAUAUUGACAAACUUUCAAUUGACUAUACAAUCCGAAACUAUUUUAAAAUUCUAAUGAAUCCGACACGAACGGUAUUCUAUAAAAGCAAUUACUUUGCGUGGGUAUUCCUAGAAGAAAAAGAUAUACUUAGCCAGUUUGCAAUAGUUACUAAGGACCUUGAAGAAGACUAUGCCGAAUUAAUCAAAAGGAUUGUUGUUCUGAUUAAAAAAAUUCAAAUAGAGCAGAUGGUGCUUAAACACAAUCAAUGCGCAAUUGAAAUGCUUUAUUCUGAUUUUUUUACUUUGAUUAAUAGAAACGAGAUAAAAGCCCUUGCUAAGCGUAUCUUAAAUAACUAUGAGUAUAUAAAAGCUGUGGAUCAGAAGAUUAUAACUAAUUUAAAUAAUGUAUCUGCAGCACUAAGGGAAUAUAAUAGGCUAGUGAAAGAUAAAACUCUGAAAGAAAGGCAGUUAAUAAAUAUAUAUGAGGAAAAAAUGGCACGCACACUGGCAUCUGUAUUAAAAGAAGCUAGCAUAGAUGCCUGGAAUCAGACCAAAGAGAUCGCUAAAAACCAAACAAAGAAACCAAGCACGCAGAAUGAAAAAGAGCUCUUUUUAUAG